AUGGGCGCCCUGUGGGACGUCCCAAACAGCCGAUCACAGACUCCCGGCCACGCACACCCGCCCCAGCGAGAGCCGCGAGCGGAUCCCGAAGGUGGCGGCCCCCGGCCAGCGGCGCGAUUGUGCAGACUGGGGCGGCGCCGACCAACAGCCGAGGGUCCCCCAAUCUGGGAGGAAAGCAAGAGCGCUGGGCAGAUGCCAGCGGACGCCCUGCAGCAAGCAGACCCUGUGUGCUCCUAUGGGAUGCAGCCCAACUGGGACAUCAAGGAUCCGCAGAUGCCCCACGAGCCAGCCUUCUUUGACCACUUCCAAGAGUGGCCGGAUGGCUAUGUGCGCUUCAUCUAUAGCAGUGACGAGAGGAAGGCACAGCGCCACCUGAGCGGCUGGGCCAUGGAGAAAUCAUGCCCCAGCUGUCAUUCUGCGUUGGAAUUGAUUCCUUGUCGAGGGCACAGUGGAUACCCUGUAACCAACUUUUGGCGGCUUGAUGGCAAUGCGAUAUUUUUUCAGGCCAAGAGAGUUCAUGAUCACCCAAGACCAGAGAGCAAAUCAGAGACAGAAGCUAGAAGAAACACCAUCAAGAGACAAAUGGCCUCCUUUUACCAACCCCAGAAAAAGAGAAUUCCAGAACCUGAGGCAGAAGAAGAUCAAGACAGCAGUGGACAUUUCAGCCACAUACCUCCCUUGGAAAACCCCGAAGAGUUUGAUAUAAUUACUGACACCAGCUUCCUGGUUCCAGGACAGCCUUGCCCUUCCUUCCCAAACUCUGGGGAAGCUACCUGUGACCUGGCCACUUUUCAAGGAGACAAAAUGCUACCCUUUCAGAAGUCUCCAAACCCAAGAAUCUAUUUGCCCAGGCCACCUUGCAGCUAUGGAUUGGCAGGCCCUGGUUAUACAAAUUCAAGCCCAUAUUCCACUCUUCAUAAAGAUGCCACCAGUAUCCCUACUGACACAGACUGGGUCCAUCUGAAUGCACUACAAUAUAAUGUCAGUUCACACAGCAGCUAUGAGAAAACCUUUGAUUUCACCAGUAAACAUGGCUGGACACCAGCUCUUGGAAUAUCUGGCCUUGGGGAGAGGACUGACCAUGGACAGGUCCAGGCUGUGGCCAGUCUCCCUUGCUACAAUCCAGAACUUCCCUGCAGGUACCUCACGACUGCCGCACCAGGUGCCCCUGCCCUGCAGACAGUGAUUACCACCACCACCCAAGUGUCCUGCCAGGCCUACCAGCCCCCUGCUCUGAAACACAGUGACAACGUAUGGGAGGUCAAGAGGCUUUCAGGCUGUAACUGUGCUCCUGGGGACACCCAGAUGUCUACCUGUCCAGAAGCCUUGAGCCCUCCAGCUACAGUCACCAGGGCAGCCUCUCCCUUGGGGCCACUUCCUUUGAAAAUUCCAGGAGAUUUCCGGGCCAUCAGACCCACUUGGGCUUUUCCUCAAGAGUCAGCUUCCUCUAGGACGGACAGAGCAGAAACCUGGGAUGUGUGUCUGUCUGGGCUGGGCCGUGCCAUCAGUUACUCAGAUAGAGUGGGUCCAAUCUUUAGCUAUAACAGUGAGGACUUUUGAAAGACAACGCAGGGGACAACAUAAUACUGGCGUGCAUGCAGGCAGUGAAAUGCAAAAUGGCAACUAUCUCUUGAGUUGGGAGAUUGAUUUUGUAUGCAAAGGAAUACAGACAGUAGUAAAAAUGCUGAGUAGCUAAGGAAAUAUUAUAAUUAGUUGGAAAUGUUUAGAUAGUGUAGGGAAAUUUCACACAGCAUUUUAAAACCCACUGUAGUGCAUAGAAGUAGGUUGGGAAGGUGUGACUCUCCCAAGAGAAUAAAUAAGCAAACUGCAAAACAUUAAAUAAAUACUGACUUUGGUUCACUUAGCUUAUUAGCUGGAGUAGAAGUCAAGGAUCCUGGUUCUCACUCUGAGCCUUUUCCCAUCAGGCCAUAUUAGGGAAUGCCACACAUCCUUAUUUGGCCCUUAGAGGCUGUCAAAGUAGCUUUAGGAGGAAAUCAUUAGAAGCAUAUCUCCUGAGUCAUUUCAUGAAA
Molecule: messenger RNA, 2030 nt
Organism: Lemur catta (Ring-tailed lemur)
Lineage: Eukaryota; Metazoa; Chordata; Mammalia; Primates; Lemuridae
Product: chorion-specific transcription factor GCMb-like
Biological process (GO): regulation of transcription by RNA polymerase II; gliogenesis
Cellular component (GO): nucleus
Molecular function (GO): RNA polymerase II cis-regulatory region sequence-specific DNA binding; DNA-binding transcription activator activity, RNA polymerase II-specific
Source: RefSeq, a predicted model, not a curated record